GUCAUGUUAAAUUUCAUAUCUGCUCUAUAUGUUGCUGUGUCUGACUGCCUGGCCCUGGACCAAUGGGUUUUGGCUCCACUACUUUUGACAUGGUAGAAGAGAAAGGAAUGAAACAGACGAAACAAUGGCAAACGCACCAUGACUGUCCUGCACGCUCUCCUCUCUCUCCACUAGAGGGCACUACCACGAGCAGUCCAUUACUAUGGGGGACCGCACUUUUCAGGCUCAGGAUACUCCUUCGCAUCAGGGACAUUUCUAUCCUCUGGCCAAGGGACAGAAAUCUGCGCAGCAUUUCUGCCAUGACCCACUGGAGUCCCUGGGUCACCUGGAGAGUGUGGCAGAGGUCAGCGGUUGCCACGGCAAACUGAACAGCUGCGCGGCGAGGGGUGACGGCGAGUGCAUGUCUGAGGACGGCGCCGGGCUCAGCCGCUGGAUCAAUCCGCCGCUCGGCCACGCGGAUAUGGGCGCCGUGGCUUUCGGGGACGGGCCGGAUCAGGGCAAGCCGUUUCGUUCAUCAGAAGACCCGUCCGAGUGGCGCUCCGCCUACCUGCACCACGGGACCUUUCAAGGGGCAGUCGGAGACUGUGAGCAGAAACUGGACUCGUUUUCGGAAGCAUUCCCACGGCGAAAUGCCUACUUGUUUCAAAACGGGGGCCGGGGGGUGAUCUUCACCUCGGGCUGUGGAGCUGGGAAAGUGAGCAGCCCCCCAGGUGCUCCGGCCACCCCCACGCCCCCUACCACCCACCCCUCGCCCCUCGUCCUCUGCUCUCCUCCCACCUCUCUCUCGCUCCCCUCCCUCUCACCAUCCAAGAAUGCUCCUCAGUUCCCGACUGCGCAGACAACGCCGUCUGCGCAGCUGGAUGUCACCUUCAGUUCCUCCUCAUUCUCCGCGGGGCUGCAGCCUUACUACCUGUCGCAUACGCACGCAGGCCACCUGCCUGGCACUGCCCUCGCUGGGAAGUGCCCUCCACUGCUCUGGCUGCAGCAGUCAGGUCACCCAGCUGGGCAGGCAGAACCUUUCCAUCCACAGCACCAGGAGAAGGACUCCGACCCCUCUCUGAUGUACCCGGGAGAGACACAGUUCCUGCAGAAACACUCUAUACCGUCUCACCAGGACGAGUACAGCAUCCCAGAUCACUGUAACCUUCAGACGCCUCUCAGUUCUCCACCAGAGCAGUACCCACAAUCCUGUGUGUCUUUCCUGCAAGAUCCUAACCCAGCGCCCCCUGCUGAUAACCCGGCAGCCUGGCACCUGGAGACAGCAGACAGAGGGGGGGGCCAGCCCUGUGCCCCCCUGUCCACAGCCCAGUGCUCAGUGCCGCUGCUGACCUCCCCACCAGCUGAAGGCAUUAAAGUGGGGGAAGAAGCCAGGCCGUAUGUGGAGUCUCAGUCCACUGCAGGCUGGUCUCAGUGCUCCCUGGACACUCAGAGCACGUCCCCUUGCAUCUAUACCGGAUUCUCCUUCUCCAGCAUCCUCCAGGUCGGAAGAACCCUGGAGAUGGACUACGCUGGGGCACCCCCCCGCUACACCCCCAGCCCCAUGCUGAAUCCCCUCCGCAGGGGCUCGGGGCUCUACUGCAGCCUGCUUCCCUCCUUGCAUCUCCGGCCGGGACACCAGGGAGGCUUCUGGUCUGCAAGGGAGGAAGACUCUCCACGGCUUCCGCAUGUGAACGUGGGUCCGCAGUUCCAGGCAGAGCUGCCCCCGCUGCGGGACAGAGUUGACAUUGACACCGGCCCUGCUGAAACGCCUGGAGAGACACUGCUCUGGAAACCCUGGGUAGAGCUGGAGGAGAGUGAAAACAUGCAGGAACAAGUGGAGAUUUUUUUGGACCUGUGCAGUUCCAGUGCUGUGCCAGGAGGUGGCACUAACUUAGAGCUUGCCUUGCACUGCCUCUCCCAAUGUCAGGGUAAUACUAUGGCUGCUGUGGAGAUGCUAUUAUUGUCUACCCCUUCACUGUCAGGAGACUACCAUUACUGUGGUAGUGACGUCUGGAUGCUGAGUGAGCGACGACUGUUUAAUAAAGCAUUCGCCAUCUACAGUAAGGACUUCAACCUGAUACAUAAUAUGGUGAAGACCAAGCGUGUGUCCCAAUGUGUGGAGUUCUACUACCUCUCCAAGAAGCUUCCGGAACAGCAGAAGAAACAGAGGGAGAGGGAGAGAGGGGCAGAGGGAGAUAUGAGCGGCACGGCGGACAGCGGUGCAUUACCGAUCUCAGAGUCAAUCCUCCGACCACCGGUGAUGGAUGGCACAGUCUCCAGCAAUGCCCUGGCCACCAGCUUUCCCUGUAAACAGUGUGGAAAAAUGUUUUAUAAAAUAAAAAGCCGUAACGCCCACAUGAAGAUCCACAGGCAGCAGCAAGAUGACUGGAGGGAGCGGGACCAGAACACGGUGUUCGCCCAGAACCUCACGCAGGCGCGGCUGGCUUUCCUGCAGAGCCCGAACAGCCACGUCGGCGGCAUUAGCAGCCCCAACCUCAGCUCCUCUGGGGUCCCCCUCUUUGGCCCUCCACACCCAGUGUGGGACCCCUUUGAUCUGACCUCCGAUUCCAGCACCUUCUAUUAUGACUCAGAGGGGAAAGUGAUGCUGGGUAUGACAGGGGGGGCUAAGGGACAGAUUCGCUGGGAAUGACCACCCUUUGGUACAGACGCCCUAAGGGAUGCAUAUCAAUGCAUGUUCAUAACAGUAUUUUCUCAGUUUAGGGCAGAUUCUGUGGCUCAGCCGCUCCAGACUGCACAGUUAAAGAAGUAGUAUAUGAAAUAUGUGAGCUUUCAGAAUCUAUGAAAUACCAUAAAUUAUGUAUUAUCUGUGCUGUAGAAAAGGUAGGGAAUAACAAAUACAGCACAAAUACUGCAAAGUGAACAGUGCCUGAAAUAGCAAUCUAUCAUUUGUAAGAACAAUCCAUCCUUCUCAGAAAUUAAUUACUAUUAUUUUAGUAGAGCAGCUUUAGACCCAAGGUAAAGGUAAAGAUUUAGAUGUCCAGAGUGGUCAACUCUCAUUGAAUUCUUAUUAUUAUGUUCAGUAUCUACAUUAUUUAUUAUAAUGUUUGUAACGGAUGGCUUUAAAUAAUUUUGGUAUUUCCAUUGUCGUUAUGUUCUAUUGACUGGCAGCUUUAAAUGGCACAAGCCUUUUGUAUAUAGCAACAUUUUUAAACAUUUACUUUGUAUUUUUUGUUAAAAUGCCAACUGGUUGGUGGAAAAAAGAAACUUUUUAAGAAACUUUUGUUCGUUGUUACAUAACUGUGAUAAGAAAAACCAUGUACAGUCUAGAAUACUAGAGGUUGUAUUUUACCUUAAACAUGACAUCCUGAGAACAUGUAUUUUCUUGAUACCUGUAGAAAAAAAAUAUUUAUUUUAAAUUUUGAUACAUAUUACGAAAAGAAUUAUUCAUUAAAUGUUCUAUCCCAACAA
Molecule: messenger RNA, 3408 nt
Organism: Paramormyrops kingsleyae
Lineage: Eukaryota; Metazoa; Chordata; Actinopteri; Osteoglossiformes; Mormyridae
Biological process (GO): regulation of transcription by RNA polymerase II; negative regulation of DNA-templated transcription
Cellular component (GO): histone deacetylase complex; transcription regulator complex
Molecular function (GO): transcription corepressor activity
Source: RefSeq, a predicted model, not a curated record